UCACCAACCUAUCACAGGGCCAACAUAUGGUGCUUUCAGACACGAAAUUUAGUCAGGACAUUCUCCAGAGAUUGUCCGAAGGGGCUGUAUGUGAGAAUGCAAAUAUCUCUGCGAACAUUUUCCUGCCAGCUCCUUAAUCUCUGGAUCAUUCUUAAGUGAGUCUGCGAGAAUGCAGCAGGUGAAACUGCCUCCUUCAUGCCCAAGCUGUUCUCCUGCUGUGAAUGUGUCUCUCUAUUAUAAUCAGCCGCCGCGUUUGAACAGUAAACACUUGGCAUUGUCUCGAGUACAUGUCUGGAAAUGGCUACACAGAAACAAACAACCAUUCACACCUACGGGCAAUAUAGAUGAUCUAAUUAUCCUAAUUGCAGUCUGUAAGACUUUGGGAUGUGGGAGGAAGCUGAAGAACUUGGAGAAAAAAAACCACAUACACACAGGGAAAACAUGCAACUUCAAAACAAAUGGCCCCAGUUAUCAAAGUAUGUCCUUGCUGUCAGGCACCAAUGCUAACCACUUCACCAAAAAACAAAACGCUCACAGUAGUUUGUCUGAGUUUAUGACCCCUAACAUUGAAAAUGUCACAGUUAUAGCCUUACUCAUAAAACUUGUCUAAAAUACACAUACAUAGUGUGGUCCUGAGGAUUAAACAAACCAUACAUUUAGCUAAAAAAUAGAUUUUUGAUUUGUUGGGUUUUCAAAAGUGUCGAUUUACUCCUGUAAAACACAGAUUAAGACCAAAAGAAAGUAUUGCAUAAUUACUACUUCAACAGCUAUUAGCAUCUGUUAUGUUCAUAUCGUCACUGACUCCCUCUCUUUCCUUUGCACACUUUGCUAAGAUAAGCUAAACUAAGAUGCUAACUGCCAGUAAACACCACAAACAAACAACCAACAAGGCUAAAACACUUAGCUAAGAAUAUCAAAGCCAAGAUGCUAACUGCUGGUAAACAGGACCAAGAACAAAAAAAGGAUAAAACACCAUAGCUAAGAUAAGCAAAGCUAACACGCUAACUGCUGGUAAACACCACCAACAACCAACCAAAAUGGAUAAAAGGAUAAAUUAUGACAUCACAUCUCGGUCACUAAGAAAAGGGCUUAGAAUUGUGAAUCUGAACAACGUGGAAAGACGAAAGGAGGUUUUGGUCAUGACUUUGUUUGUCAUAUGAUAAAAUAUGUAAUUGUUAAUCUCAUACGCUACAGAUUUUCUACCUGGACUUUUUCUUCACAUUUCAAAAACAGGAGGAGUCUGGUGUAUCGGUGGAACCUUCUCAGUUGACUCAGCUCGUCUUCUUAAGGGGUUUAAAAUGGCAAAAGGUAAAAAGCGAUAUCCAAAGGACCAUUGUGGGAAAUGGUUUGCUCAUCCGACGGUGAAAGAAGGGGAGCCAAGAAAAUGUGAGGGUAGCACGAGCACGGGGUUGAUGUUAAGUCAGGUUAUAUCCUCAUUGCCUCAGGCUUUGGAGUUUGAACGCUAUCCUAAAUGGAAAAAAGAGCAGACGUCCAGAGUCUAUCCAUUCUCAGUGCAUGACAACAAGUACAUGUUAAAAGAUGACAUCUCUGUCUACAUUGAAGGUGGGGGGAGGAGGAAAUGUCUCGAGGGCAGACAGUUCGUUUCUCAGAUCUGCCUGUGCCACGACGGACCCGACAGCAGCGCCGCCACGGCAGAGCCGAGUGGAAGCCGCACCACCUACCAGACUCACUUCACGACGAAGGAAGCCGCCGACAUUCCAGCCAACAGACGAUUCACUCACAACCACAAGGAGAAAUCGGAACAGGCAGCUUUGGCACAGGCCGGGGAGACCUUCAUGUGGUUUGGACGACAUGACUCGGACAAGUUUGAGACACUGGAACUAAUCGAAGCCACCAGCAGUUUCACAAGAUCUGCCAAGUCCUGAGAAAAUGCUGCUGCUGAAGGCGCUCGGGUUCAAGUAAUAACACAUAGAAGCAUUACAUGGCGUCUUAAAGAGCUGUAUUCUUGAAAGGGAACCUUUUAUAAAUAAGAUUUUAUUCCACUACAAUGCUAAUUAGUGUAUUUUAAACAAUCGAUAAAUGGAAGACAAACCCUGAGAGAAGGACGAAGAACUGCUGACAGCCAGCAGCUGUCAAUACACCACUUCUAAAUAAAAAGCUAAAGCAGUGAGUCGAGCAGGUGCAUUCAGUCCAAAAUCAAUUUUUGCUCAUUAAAUGUCCAGUGUGUAACAUUUGGGACGGUUUAUUGGCAGAAAUUGAACGUACUACCCAUGUGUAUGUUGGGUUAAGUGUAUUACAAUGUAAACAGACGAAAAACAACUCCACUCUUCCCGCAUGAGGUUUAUUUGGGCAAAGUCUUCCAUUUGUUGCACUCUGCAGCCUAUCCAUAAUCGAUUAAUAGGUUGAUUAUUUUAUUGAUUAUUUGAUUGAUCGUUCGGUCCAUAAAAUAUCAGAUAACCUUAAAAAAUGUUGAUCGAUGUUGGUCAAACCUGGAAAUGAUGAUGUUCUCAAAAGUCUUGUUUUGUCCACAAACCAAUUUCUUUGUUAUCCAGAGCAAAGAAACGAAGAAAAUAUUCACAUUUAAGAAGCUUAAACAGUCGGAAAUCUUGUUUUAAUCAUGAAAAAAGCUUCAAACCGUUUAAUCGAUUAUCAAAAUAGUUGUCGAUCAAUUUAGUAAUCGAUUAAUAAUCGAUGAGUCGUUUCAGCUCUACUUACGCAGUGGACCUUUAAUAGGAGAUUCAAAGGUUGCUGCAGCAGGCACACGGUUAAAGAGGUUGUACUCAGUCUUUUAAUUAACCUGCACCAAUUCAACCAGAAUGUCAUUACCCAUUGUCCUUAAAAGGUUAAUCUACAAGGUAAGUGAGUCGUCUGCAGAAGAAAUGUAUUUACACCUGGCAUUAGAGUAGAUGUUCUAUGAUUGGAUGCGUUUACACCUGGCAUUAACAUGCAUCUCCAGUCUCAGGUGUAGGCACUAUCCGAUCUGUAAUCUAAUCACAGAAAACACAUUUUAAUUAUAAUUCUGUAAAUGUGACGUGAAAAAACGACUAAAUAACAUCGAUUCAAUUCGACAUCAAAAAUCCUUUGUUUGCAUGACUCAAAACACACUUCAACCUGAGUAUAUAUAAGAAUAUAGCGUCUGCUAAAUUACAUGUAAUGUAAUAUAGACUUAAAAUUACCUAAAAACGUUGAAGACUGACCUUUAAAACAUUCCCAUCACAUGCACAUUGCAUAAGUCUACAGUUAUCAUACAAGAAAUACGAUAUAAAUAUGUUUUAAUCUAAAAUAAAAAUCAAUUUUUCAGUUUAAAGGUUCAUGGCAGGACUCACUCACUGUGGGAUUUCACACUUUAGCCACCAGAGGGCAGCAGACCUGCACGAGUCAUCAGUUGGCCUGACAGACUCCAGAGUUGUUCAACCACCAAGUUGUGUGAGAGAAGUAAGAACCAAAAACCCCUUAGUAAUGGGCCGUAAUACUGCAGCAGAGAGAAGAAUCCCUCUAUUUUGAUGUAUAUUGCAUAUGAACAUAAGGACAUUAAAUAAGUGAGUGCAUGUGGAGUAAAUUAAGCCUGAUUUGAGUCAUAAUGCAUGGGUUUGUUUCACCCCAGUGGAUAAAAGGGAUAUGUGUGUGUGUGUUUCACGUAUUACUCGUGUUGUGGGGACGUAUA
Molecule: messenger RNA, 3625 nt
Organism: Solea solea (common sole)
Lineage: Eukaryota; Metazoa; Chordata; Actinopteri; Pleuronectiformes; Soleidae
Product: autophagy-related protein 16-like
Exons: 5
Coding region: 1299-1886 (195 amino acids)
Biological process (GO): negative stranded viral RNA replication; autophagosome assembly
Cellular component (GO): autophagosome membrane
Source: RefSeq, a predicted model, not a curated record